AUGAUAUUGGUGCAGCGCGCAAAGCCACUGAAAAUGGUACAGCUCUACUUCACAGUACUGUUUUGCCUGCUGUCAUCGGCACUGUGCGCCGACUGGAGUGCCAGCUGCCCCCUCAACUGCAGCUGCAAAUGGUCGAACGGCAAGAAGUCGGCGAUCUGCAAUGGGGCCGACUUUACCGCGGUACCGUCGAACCUGUCGACCGAGAUACAGGUGCUGGUGCUGAACGACAACAACAUACCGUACCUAAACCGGGAAGAAUUCACCUCGCUGGGGCUGGUGAACCUGCAGAAGAUACAUCUGAAGCAUUCGCACGUGAAAUAUCUGCACCGGGAGGCGUUCAAAAACCUCAAGAUACUGGUGGAGGUGGAUCUGAGCGAGAACGAGAUUGAAACGCUGGACAAGCAAACGUUUGCGGGCAACAAUCGGCUGCGCAUCAUCAACCUGUACGAUAACCCGAUCAAGAUGCUGGUAGCGGAACAGUUUCCGGUGCUGCCGUAUCUGCGUAACAUCGACCUGCACAGCUGCCAGUUGCGGUACGUGGCGGAGACGGCAUUUUCCAACCUCGAUCUGCUCGAGUUUCUCGACCUGUCGAAGAAUCGGCUCGAGAGCCUACCGCACCAUGUCUUCAAUCACAUGAAGAACCUGAAAACGCUGAUACUGGAGGAGAACUGGUGGAACUGUGACUGCCAUUUGCGGGACUUUCGCAACUGGUAUCUCAACAGCUCGCUGAACCGGCGCAGCCUAAUCUGUCAGCGUCCGUUUGCGCUCAAGGGCCUGUCCUGGGAGUAUCUCGAGACGGAGCAGUUCGGUUGCAUGCCGAUGGUCGAGAUCUUUCGCGACGAGUACGAGAUUGAGGACCUUGGUACGAACAUCACGUACAAGUGUAUGGUGUCGGGUGAUCCCGAACCGAACGUCCGGUGGGACGUGAACGGGAAGGAUGUCGACCAGGACAAUGCUAUUAUCGAGACGGAGCGGCACGUUGCGUUCGACGGUAGCGUGACGAUCUGGAGCAACCUCACGAUCCUGAACGUGACGAAUAAUGAUUCCGGCUUCUACACCUGCACCGCCACGAACCGGAUUGGGUUGGCGAGCAAGAACUUUAGCCUGGUGCUGCCGGAAGUGGUGGAGCGUGUGAUUAUCAAGACGCCGGAAACGUUCUGGUACUUUGGGCUGAUACUCGGUAUAUUCGGCACAAUCUUCGGGCUGCUGUCGCUGUCGGUGGUGGUGUGUUUGGUGAAGCGCAAGCUGCGAAUGCGCCGGCGGCGGAAAACAAUCAAGAACAGCGUCAGCUUCAACGAUCAGGAGAAAAAACUGCUGGACCUGAGCAUUACCACCAACGAGCGGCAGGAGUUUAGUGCGAGCGAUGUUGUGACGCCAUCGACCAAGACGGAUUCGACCAUCGCGAUGGAACCGGUGCAGAUCACGAUCGAGUCGAUCGCCACAUCUAAGCGCGAGGAGUAUCCACUGAAUGUGGGUGUGUUUCCGCCACCUCCCGAGUUCUGCACGCAGAUGAUCACGAACCCGACCAUCAGCAACAUCUACAUCUCCGUCUCGGUAACGCAGGAUCCGCUCGAAGGUGCGGAGGUAAACAUGUAUCCGGAUCUGCUCAAUAUCCCGAACCGUCACCAGAAGGGACCACCCAAGAUUUCACCCGUAAGCGUGACGUCGUAUGCGACGUUGCCACGCAAGACGGCUACGGUUGGCGGUGGUCCACGGUGUUCCAUCACCUCCGGGCACAGUUCCGGUUCCAGCUCGAGUACCGGCACCGCCGCGCAGGUGUUGCUGUCGGGUGGUAAGCCGAAUGCCGGCGGUGUUGGUGCACCACCGUCGGUUGGAUCACCGCUGUCCUGUACGCCGAGCCUGCUGGCAACGGAAAUUCCACUCACGGACGGCAUUGUCAAUUACGCGACCACCUCCCUGCGCGAUGACUCCGGCUGCGAGAUGUCUGCGUCGCCGGUGCCGUCCAUGUGUGCCGAAUGCAGCAAGGUGAUGAAAGCGACCAGUACGUCCACGUUUGCCGGUCCGGCGUCGGCUAAGUAUGCCGGCGCGUCCCGUACGCUCACCGGUGUCGGGGGUGACCUCGCCACGAUGGCGGGCAGCAUAAAGUGCGAAAAGCCAUUGGCCUGCCUGAAGUACGACAAUAUGGGGCGGCGGUAUACGGCCAGCGGCAACUCGACGCUUUCGCUGCCGGACGAGCUGAAGUCGACGACCGGACCGCCCGGGGUCGGUACGUUCGUCAUCAAGCAGCAGGAAAUCGAAACCAUCGUCGAGCAGGACGACCAUCCGAUAAUGGACGAUGCCGCCCGGUUGGACGAACAGCUGGAAUCCUCGUCGUCCUCCUCGACCGGCGCACCGAUGGUUGCGAUCGGUGCACUAGCAGGACCACUUACCGAUACGCAUGACAGUGCGCAGGAUGCCGCCACCCAGCGGGGUCUGUUCGUUGUCGGCAGUAAUGAUUUUGUAUCGCUGUAGUCGUCCACCCCGGCAAUGCCACCGCAAUCAGGUGUCGAUAUGGCCGAGCGCAGGAAUCGCACGGAGCAACCAAUCCAAACCAUCGAACUUAAAUUGUACAAACGUAUUUACCCAUCUUCCUUCCUACCACCACCUCGCCAUCCGAACCCAACUAGCACGUACACAGAAUCUCACCUUUAUUAGCUUAACAACCUGAAACCGCUGAACACAAAUGGUAGAGUGUAAUAACACCCAUUCGCUUCCCGCUAGAUCGCAAUUCCACCAAACGCACUUCAAGUAAAAAACCAUGAUUGUGUAGCGCUUAAACCCGACAAAUACUUGAAUUGUGUGCAAAGACGCUGGGCAAAGAUUUUACGCCACAUCCUGUCAAAAUUCUUCUACCGAAAAGUGCAGGUUGUCUGUGACCAUUAGCUUUAGGGUACCGACUGUCAGUAUAAUCCCAAUGCCUUUAACCUACCUAGCAAGCGGAGACGACCAAGCUUUUAAAAAGCUCCCAAGGUAGUAAUGUAGUUCUCUCCGUGGGCAGGGUGGGCGCCAUAAAGUAUGCAAUCCGUGAGACAAAAUUGGCUAGCGCGUUCAACUUUAGCCGUGCGUGAUGAGGUUACUUCGCCAUGAGGUUGCUUAAAAGCUUGUUUGUCUCGGUUAUUGAGGCUAUUGAGUGCUAUAUCCCUCCCGCAAUCCUGCUUACCUUCUUGUGUAACCAUAACUGCCGAUUUGUACUGCAAGUCCGGUGACCCAUGUGAUAAUCAUGUGCUUGGUUGGUAGCUCUACCCCCCCCUUUUCCGUAACCCCACCCGGAUGUUUUGCUUCGUAAAGCACCAUUCCUUUCCAAGCACCACAUAAUGGCAAAGACCACAACAGUUACUCAGUAGCUCUCUUAUAUACUAUAUAUUACUUGGGGGCCGUCGCUUUUAAUUCAUAUCAUAACAACCCCCUCCCCCCCCCCCCUCUCCCCUCCACACACACACACUGUCUACCCGUGAAAACCCCUUUUUGCAGAUGAGGCAGUGGUUGUGGCGGAAGAAUACGCGAAAAAAUAGAUCCUAGCAGGAGUUUGCCAGGACUCUGGUGCCGAAAGUGAAUCUCCAGGGUUUUUUAUUUCGGGGGAACAUUCAAAGGCACUUCCAGCGGAGAGAUGAAUACCAGACCGCCAAGCCAAAUUGUGGUCUUCCAACAGUUAAACGACGCCCCUACCGCAACGAACGAGCGUAGUACAGUACAGAUUUCUGCGCCAUAGUGGAGUAGUUUAGUUAACGUUAAGCCAAUGGCUCCCGCUGCAAUAGCGAUGUAUUGCUAUAGCAAAUGGCUAGGCUCCAGGCAUCUUAGUACACUUUACACUACAACAACUUCAAUUUACGUUCGGUAAAAGCCUAGUGGUUUCCGUUCUACUACUACUGCAACACUAUUUAGAUGGUUUUUGGGUUUUCAUCGUUCCAUUAAGGAUUUUCAUCCCCAUUCGUGGGUAGGCAUAAUACGAAGAUAGAAAAGAAAAGGGAAAAUCAUAUAAUGCACCCUAUGCAUACCAAGACGUUGAGAGAAAAGCGUAACUUUAAUCUAAAACACGUUACACCAGACACAAACAAAAAAACCCAUAAACUAGAAGAAAUGUUCGACAACAAGAAGCAAAACAAGCAAAAAUGUAAUCUGACCUGCAAAACUGAACAAACAACGUGAAGGCAAAUUGUGUAAUAUAGAGAAACGGUUCGGUUUCGGGAUACUGAAGAUUCCGAACCACGUGUUUGCCGCCGCCCGACCGCCCCGCAAAGCGUUAUUUAGUAUCAGUUGUGAAUAAACUAAUGGUAACAGUUAAGAUGUGUUAAAUGUGUAAGAUGGAAUGUAAAACAUGUCCACGCAAACAGACUAAUAAGAAAGUAUUUAAACGAAGACACAAACAAAAACUAAAGAAAAACACACACAUACACACAAACAAUGGUAUAUAACGAUAAGCUUACCGAAGACUUUAAGUUGAAGCCAAUUGCGUUAACCUAUUACAAUUUAGUAGAUCAAAAUAAUUCUAGAUCAUUAAAUGAGGUAAAAGUUAGGGCUAAGAAGAGAACGUUAAAGAGAGUGAAGGAAAGAAAAAGGAAGAGAGAGAGAGGGAGAGAGCAACAAAAAAGGAGAUAAACAAGCAAGAUGAUACUUCUGAAUAAAAUCAAUCAAAUCUAGUUAGAGAACAAAUGAAACAAUUUUAGCGUACAAUUAGUAGUAUAUGCAUAUUUGACGAUAGAGAGAGAUAGAGAGGGAGACAGGGAGAGAAGAAAAAACAGAAAACACAAAACAAGGCAUGAAAUGGUGUUAUUAAAGCAAAAAACCCCAAACCAAGAAAAUAACUCACUCAUUAUUUGAACGUUUAAUAAGAGUGGGUGAUAUAAUUUACGCGUGUAUAGAAUUCGACGUUUUUAUUAGUGGAAAUGAGCGGAUACGCGAAAACGAAACGACACUUCCUAUACUUAGUUACCCCCUUGUUCAAGGACGCUCUACACAAACACACACACUCACACACUCACACGACGAUACACAGGCGAGCGCAGGCGAUAUACGAAAAGUCAAAAUCAUUUCUGCUGUGGUUACGCAGUCAUUUUUAUGCAUCUCCUUUUUUGCAAUUUUAUUCCAAUCUUUGGCAAACAGAUUUUGGAAGCUUUUAUAAAUAAGACAAGACCCCUUUCUACAAUUGUUAUUUUUGUACAAAAACAAAAUGCCUCUUAGUAUAUUGGCAAGGUAUCACUGCAGCAAAUCGCGUUUCGUUUAAAUUAUCAGUGCUAGCAAAACAUAAUUCCCAGUUUGUUCAAGUAUUUUUUUUACGGUAAUACAGCAAAUGCACUGCUUUGUGACGGAGACUUUUAUAUUUCUUUUGGUCGUAUUGCGUUGCAAAAAUUGAACUAAAACAGCCGAAACGCAGUGGACAAUCAGCGAUCGCUUCCUAGCGCUAUUGCUGCCGUGUAUUGCUUGCGUUGCAUCCCAGUUGUAACACAGCCAACGGAGAAGUAGUCGCUCGUCAUUCGCGCUCGUGUACGCUCCUCUUAUACCCUUGCACUGAAUAGGGAUAGCGCUGCCAUGCGAAUAUCUGCUAACGCGCUGGCUAAACAGCUGACUUAGCCGUCAAUCUAGUCCGCUGAUAAACCAUGGCGGCGACCAUUCUGUAGCAUAAUGCUUGACUCUCAUAUGUAAAACACCUAUAACACAAGUACUAGCCAAUCCAUCGUUUCAGAGCAACAUUACACAAUGAAAACCAAAAAACAACAACAACAAAAA
Molecule: messenger RNA, 5724 nt
Organism: Anopheles moucheti
Lineage: Eukaryota; Metazoa; Arthropoda; Insecta; Diptera; Culicidae
Exons: 2
Coding region: 1-2472 (823 amino acids)
Molecular function (GO): protein binding
Source: RefSeq, a predicted model, not a curated record